Molecule: messenger RNA, 837 nt
Organism: Aspergillus chevalieri
Lineage: Eukaryota; Fungi; Ascomycota; Eurotiomycetes; Eurotiales; Aspergillaceae
Exons: 1
Coding region: 1-837 (278 amino acids)
Source: RefSeq, a predicted model, not a curated record
AUGAUCAAGCUUGCGCGGUUCAUGGUGGUGCAGAAGGCACUGUGGUUGGAUCCCCAUGUGGGGGACAUUAUUCAGAUGUGGCAGGCACAGGCUAGCACGGCGAAUGGCACAGUGAAUGGCACAGUGAAUGGCACAGUGAAUGGCACAGUGAAUGGCACAGUGAAUGGCACAGUGAAUGGCACAGUGAAUGGCACAGUGAAUGGCACAGUGAAUGGCACAGUGAAUGGCACUCCGAAUGGCACAGUGAAUGGCAUGGUGAAUGGCACUCCGAAUGGCACUCCGAAUGGCACUCCAAAUGGCACACCGGCUAGCCCAAUAGCAUGGCCGUUGGCCAGUGCAGAUGCCCAACUGGCCGAUAUCGAUGAGGGCUGUGAUAGUGCCAGUCCCACACGCUCCACCCCCACCACGGUGCACGAUCGCCCGUCAUUUCAUGACCAUGUGCAGCAGAUGGUCAGCCGCUUCAUGAUCCGUGGCACCCAUGGGCCCAUGCAGACAUUGCUCGACUGGCGCACAUAUGGGUUGAAGAUCCAUUACAAUAGCACGGCGCCGGGCCAUGUGGCGUGGAUGGGAGCCGAUGAGCUGUUGUACAAGGAUCUGCAUUUCACGAUGGGUGAAUUCCGUGGGUUCAUCCACAGGCUGGUUGGGGCCACACGGGAGCUGCUGUGUGAACUAUUAUGUAUUGCCGAUGGUUCCAGCAGCGCCCACACCCCAAGCACCAUGCCGCUGCCCGCCAUCCCGUGGCAGGGCUUGUAUGAUGAUCCCACCCAGGGGCACCCGGGCUGGAACUUUUGCAUGAUCGCCGGACCCGGUGGCCCGUGGAUGGCCGGUGGUGGAUGA